This is a messenger RNA of Rattus norvegicus (Norway rat), 1169 nucleotides long. RefSeq names its product 2-aminoethanethiol dioxygenase (gene Ado). The record is from RefSeq and is marked validated. Gene Ontology annotation, molecular function: cysteamine dioxygenase activity; oxidoreductase activity, acting on single donors with incorporation of molecular oxygen, incorporation of two atoms of oxygen; iron ion binding. The transcript has a single exon. NCBI's taxonomy places the organism in Eukaryota, Metazoa, Chordata, Mammalia, Rodentia, Muridae. Gene Ontology annotation, cellular component: mitochondrion; cytosol. Gene Ontology annotation, biological process: taurine biosynthetic process; cellular response to hypoxia. The coding region runs from base 68 to 838 and encodes 256 amino acids.
CGGAGACCGCAAGGGGCGGCGCAGAGGCGGAACGGGCCGGCCGCGAGCCGCGCAGGAAGCGCCAAGCAUGCCCCGCGACAACAUGGCCUCCCUGAUCCAGCGCAUCGCUCGCCAGGCUUGUCUCACCUUCCGCGGCGGCUCGACGGGCUCCGAGGCGCCAGCACCCGGCUUCCCGGAGAACCUGAGCCAGCUCAAGAGCCUGCUGACCCAGGUUCGCGCCGAAGACCUCAACAUCGCACCGCGCAAGGCGCUGCCGCAACCUCUGCCGCGGAACCUCCCGCCGGUCACUUACAUGCACAUCUACGAGACGGAGGGCUUCAGCCUGGGCGUGUUCCUGCUCAAGAGCGGUACGUGCAUCCCGCUGCACGACCACCCGGGCAUGCACGGUAUGCUCAAGGUGCUGUACGGCAAGGUCCGCAUCAGCUGCAUGGACAAGCUGGACACGGGGGCCGUGCAUCGGCGGCCGCCGCCUGAACAGCAGUUCGAGCCCCCGCUGCAACCUACGGAGAGGGAGGCCGUGCGACUGGGCGUACUGCGCUCCCGGGCCGAGUACACCGAAGCCAGUGGUCCCUGCGUACUCACUCCACACCGGGACAACCUGCACCAGAUUGAUGCGGUGGACGGGCCAGCCGCCUUCCUGGACAUCCUGGCCCCACCCUACGACCCGGAGGACGGCCGGGACUGCCACUAUUACCGUGUGAUGGAGCCCAUCAAACCCAAGGAGGCUUCCGGCUCUGCCUGCGACCUUCCCCGAGAAGUAUGGCUCCUGGAGACCCCACAGGCCGACGACUUCUGGUGCGAGGGAGAGCCCUAUCCAGGCCCCAAAGUCCUACCCUGAAGCUCCUGCCGCCCGGGAACUGUGGGCCCUCUCUACCUACCAUAAGGGCUCUUCUCUCUCUGUCCCCUCGCCUGGACGAUGGAUUUACUGAAAUGACCAGCGCCACGUCUUGAGCAACCUUGGGGAGCACGGCCCACUGGAGUAUAGCCACCACCGGGCACGGUUAUGGGGGCGGGUGGGCGGGAGGCUAGGUUGAUUCCUGGUUUUGUCACUGCCACCAAGGCUUUGAUUUAAAGGAAAGGGGCAGGGACCCUAAAGCGCUUCCACCGUAAAGCCAUAAGGAAAACAGUUUGGUUUUCAUUCUCUACAAAAUACACUAAGUGAUUUUGAA